This is a messenger RNA of Nasonia vitripennis (jewel wasp), 1317 nucleotides long. RefSeq names its product palmitoyltransferase ZDHHC3. Gene Ontology annotation, biological process: peptidyl-L-cysteine S-palmitoylation; protein targeting to membrane. Gene Ontology annotation, cellular component: endoplasmic reticulum; Golgi apparatus. NCBI's taxonomy places the organism in Eukaryota, Metazoa, Arthropoda, Insecta, Hymenoptera, Pteromalidae. The record is from RefSeq and is a predicted model, not a curated record. Gene Ontology annotation, molecular function: protein-cysteine S-palmitoyltransferase activity.
AUGCGCAAACCACUCCGAUGCUGCUGGCUGCACUUUGUGCUGAUGCUGAUGAUGUCGCAUCUGAAAGCAGUAUGCAGCGAUCCAGGGGUUGUGCCAUUGCCGCAAUCAAGGAUGGACUUUUCGGUUAUUCAUACAGGAAGUUCUGGUGGAGAUGAUUGUGAUGAGAAUGACUGGACUGUGUGCACUAGGUGUGAGACUUACAGACCACCUAGGGCACAUCAUUGUAGGAUUUGUAAAAGGUGCAUUAGGAGAAUGGAUCAUCAUUGUCCCUGGAUAAACAAUUGUGUUGGUGAAAGAAAUCAAAAAUAUUUCAUACCAUUUUUAGUGUAUGUCGGUACUCUAGCUUUAUACGCGAUAGCCUUAGUAAUCGUGUCUUGGGUAUUUGAUUAUCCACAGUGCAGCAAUGACAUUGCAAUAAAACAGAGUCGCAUUUUACACUGUGUGAUACUAGUUCUCGAAUCAUCAUUAUUUGGAAUGCUUGUAAUUGCAAUUCUAAUAUAUCAAUUCCAAGCUAUUCUUGAUGAUGAAACCGCUGUUGAACGUGUACAAGGAACUCACAAUCAUCAUAAGAAUACUCAUGCUUUUACUCUACUAGCUCAAGUCUGUGGCAAGAGCCAUCCUAUAUUCUGGCUGCUUCUUUGCCAUAAUCCUCCCCGUUAUUCUUGCAGGCGAGAUGAUCAUCUUAUUUGAGAUGACCAUCAAGUUUGAUUAAAUUAUCUAAUUUAAGUCAACAAAAAGAAAGUCUUUUAAAAAGAAAUUGUCAGUCAAGUUGAAAGUUGUAUAUUUAUUUAUCUUAUUUAGGUGGUUUUAGUUUUUAUAAUGAUUUGCUAUUGGAAUGAAUUCAAUUUAAACUCGAUUUAUCUUUUUUGUUCUUGUUCUAAAACAUAAAACAAAGUUUUUCUUUUCUAAAGACAAUAUUGACGAAACGUAAUAAAAUCUUGUGCCACUAUUUUUUUUUAUAUUCUUACCAAAGGCAGUAUCAAGACAUAAAAAAUAAGAAAGUGUCAUAUAAACAAUUAUUAAAGUACAUUAAUUCGAGUACAAUUAAAAUAAUGUCACAAGGUUUCAAAAGCUGUGUUAUGUGUAUCAAUAGGAACUUCCAUGAUUAACAACAUAUUUUAUAUUAUAUCUUAGUCUUUGUAAUGUAUUUUAUAUUUUAAAUUAUGAUUGGAUUUGUUUGCAGUUUCUGUAUUAUACAUGUGUAUAUACACUUACUUGUUUAUGAUAGAUUGUAAUGCAACAAUUUUAUUCAUGAGAAUAUAUUUUAGUAUAUUAAAUAUCUUGAAAUCUUAAAUAUACAUAAGUGAAAUAUGAAAA